This is a messenger RNA of Vitis vinifera (wine grape), 2192 nucleotides long. Its product is annotated as chaperonin CPN60. The transcript is spliced from 18 exons. The record is from RefSeq and is a predicted model, not a curated record. Gene Ontology annotation, biological process: protein refolding. The coding region runs from base 206 to 1933 and encodes 575 amino acids. NCBI's taxonomy places the organism in Eukaryota, Viridiplantae, Streptophyta, Magnoliopsida, Vitales, Vitaceae. Gene Ontology annotation, molecular function: ATP-dependent protein folding chaperone; ATP binding. Gene Ontology annotation, cellular component: mitochondrion; cytosol.
UAAACCCGUAGAGCCUGAAUUGUGUAAAACCCUAAACCCUAAAGACUCCUGCUCCUUCUAGACUCUUCCGUUCUCUCUAAAAGGUGUUGCUUCCCUCUCCUCACGUCGCAACCGAGUUCUCCUCUCUCUCUCUCUCUGAAACCCUCAUUUUCUCUCUCUAAAACCCUUCAUUUCGUGAAGUUACAGCUUCUGCAACUCCCCAGCCAUGUACCGUUUCGCCACCAGUCUCGCUUCCAAGGCUCGGAUCGCUAGGAACAGCACCCAUCAGAUUGGUAGUAGGCUGAACUGGAGCAGAAACUAUGCUGCUAAAGACAUCAGAUUCGGGGUUGAGGCUCGAGCCUUGAUGCUUAAGGGCGUGGAAGAGCUCGCAGAUGCUGUUAGAGUCACCAUGGGCCCCAAGGGGCGUAACGUGGUACUAGAGCAAAGUUUUGGUGCCCCAAAAGUGACAAAAGAUGGUGUAACUGUUGCAAAAAGCAUUGAGUUCAAGGAUCGAAUCAAGAAUGUUGGUGCAAGCCUUGUGAAACAGGUUGCAAAUGCCACUAAUGAUGUAGCAGGAGAUGGUACCACCUGUGCCACAGUCCUUACCCGAGCAAUAUUUACUGAAGGGUGCAAGUCGGUUGCUGCUGGAAUGAAUGCAAUGGACCUAAGAAGGGGUAUCUCGAUGGCAGUAGAUGCUGUAGUGACAAACUUGAAAAGCAGAGCUAAGAUGAUCAGCACAUCUGAAGAAAUAGCACAGGUUGGGACAAUAUCAGCAAAUGGUGAGAGAGAAAUUGGUGAAUUGAUCGCAAAGGCUAUGGAGAAAGUUGGCAAAGAGGGAGUAAUCACAAUUUCAGAUGGGAAGACAUUGUAUAAUGAAUUGGAAGUUGUUGAGGGGAUGAAGCUGGAUAGAGGUUACAUAUCCCCUUAUUUUAUAACAAACCAGAAAACCCAAAAAUGUGAACUAGAAAAUCCUCUUGUUCUAAUCCAUGAGAAGAAAAUCUCGAAUAUACAUGCUGUUGUGAAAGUGCUAGAGAUGGCAUUAAAGACUCAGAGGCCUUUACUGAUUGUUGCUGAAGAUGUGGAAAGCGAAGCACUGGCCACUCUUAUUCUAAAUAAGCUUCGUGCUGGAAUCAAGGUCUGUGCCAUCAAAGCACCUGGGUUUGGAGAGAACAGGAAGGCCGCCCUGCAGGAUCUGGCAACUCUCACAGGAGGGGAGCUUAUAACGGAAGAGCUUGGUUUGAACCUUGAGAAGGCAGAACUGGAUAUGCUUGGCACUUGCAAAAAGGUUACAAUAUCUAAGGACGAUACUGUUAUCCUUGAUGGGGCUGGUGACAAGAAGGCCAUUGAGGAACGGUGUGAGCAGAUUAGGUCAGCCAUUGAAUUGAGCACUUCUGAUUAUGACAAGGAAAAGUUGCAAGAAAGGUUGGCCAAGCUUUCUGGUGGUGUUGCUGUCUUGAAGAUAGGAGGAGCUAGUGAAGCUGAAGUUAGUGAGAAGAAAGAUAGGGUUACAGAUGCUCUAAAUGCUACUAAGGCAGCUGUAGAAGAAGGAAUUGUACCAGGUGGUGGCGUGGCACUUCUUUAUGCUUCCAAAGAGUUGGACAAACUGCCAACAUCAAACUUUGAUCAGAAGAUUGGUGUUCAGAUUAUCCAGAAUGCUCUGAAAACACCUGUGUUCACAAUUGCUUCUAAUGCUGGAGUUGAGGGGGCUGUUGUGGUUGGGAAGCUGUUGGAGCAGGAUAACCCUGAUCUUGGAUAUGAUGCGGCCAAAGGUGAAUAUGUUGAUAUGGUCAAAGCUGGAAUUAUUGAUCCACUGAAAGUAAUUAGAACAGCUUUGGUUGAUGCUGCAAGUGUGUCAUCGUUGAUGACAACAACUGAAGCUGUUGUGGUUGAACUGCCAAAGGAUGAGAAGGAAGUUCCUGCAAUGGGAGGUGGCAUGGGUGGCAUGGACUACUAACGGGCCUCGCAGCUGGUAGACUGAUCUACCUGACAUAACAUUAUUUCCACCCAAAAAAUUCACAUCUGAAAUGAGCAUUAUUAGGGUUUUGUCUUGAAUGAAUGAGCCUUUGUUUUUCCUGUCAUAGGUAAGGCAACCAUGUAAUCAUAGUGAGAGGUCAGUACUUAGGUUCUGAUAAUGGGGGUGAAACUGUCACUGAUAGUGCUUGGAAGGAUUUGAGACUUCAAUUUUUCUCAAAUAAAAAAUUCUCUUCCGUGCA